AUGGCCGACAGCGGCGGGAGAGGUUGGCUUUGGUCCCCGCGGACAGGGGAAUGUCAAGACAUCAGGGCCGCGUCUGUCGACAGCUUCCGGAGGCCGGCGCCCUAUGCAGACCUGUUCGACCCCAGCGUCGACAAGGCAAGUUUACGCUCGCCCCGGGGUGUUCGCCGUGCAGCAGAGGCUCAGCGCAUGACGACGCCCUCUGCAUCCCGCUUGAAGCGUGCUGAGACUGAUCGGGUGAGUUCGAGGCGCGUGCGGACCGAGUCUCGGGAGCCGGCGGGCGACAAGGGCCUUGCAGCGCCUGAGAAGGAGGCCUCACCACGGAGCCCGGAAGAGCAGCGAGACGGGUCGUUGUCACCGCUCUCCAGUGUCCACCGCGCCCGGGCGUGCUCGAUCAAGGGGCACCACUACAAGAACCGCUCCUUGGCGAGCGCCGGUCUUUGGCGAGACAUGCCCGUCUUCACGCCAUGGGGUUGCCUCGAGAGCUUGCAUCAGCCAAGUCUGAGUUGCGCAACUGCCAGGGUAGCUCGGACGACGUCCCGAUCCGAAACGCCAGGACGGCAGCCCACCUCGCCAUAUGCCGAGCGGGAGCCGCGCGAUGCAGAGAUGAGUCCGAGGACACCGAGGCCGGGCUCAGCUCGUGCACACUACCAAGCUGCCAUGAGUGGCGCAAGUCCCAUUGUGGGAAAGACCUGGGGCACAGAGCCUUCGGAGACCCGAGCUGGCUCUCGGCCUUCUUCUUGCGUGCGCGCCUCCCCCACUUCUUCUGCCGACGGGCUCAGCCGCCUCCAUAGCAGCCUGACGAGGCAGCUCGCGGAAACGAGCCCAUGGCAUGUGGAGGCCGCCGCGGUGGCCAAGAGCCCACGAUCUCCCGUGGAGUCGAUGCUCUCGGUGGAGAACGGCCUGCCGGCAGGCAUGAGUACGAAGCACGGAGCCGUUGCUGCUGCUUUGGAUCGUGUUGCCCUGGAGGCGGCUGGGUGCGCCGCGCCCAUGGAAAAGCUGAAGGUUGGGACCCGGCUUUCGGAUAAUUGCUUGCGCAAGAUCGAGGGGGCCUGUGGGACCCCGCGGCACUUCGCUCCGCCUUCGCGGAGCCGGAACGAGCCUGAGGAGAAGAAGCCCGUCAUGAAAUGGCGGCCGAAAGUAACGAACGGUGGCGUACCCGGUUUGGAGCUGGCCGGUGCCCGGCGGGCCCGUGCCGCCUGCGCCCGCUCGGGGUUCAACGGCUUGCCCAAAGCGCCGCCGCGGUGGCAGUUCUGA
Molecule: messenger RNA, 1254 nt
Organism: Symbiodinium sp. CCMP2592
Lineage: Eukaryota; Dinophyceae; Suessiales; Symbiodiniaceae
Source: the annotation of a GenBank genome assembly